Chelonoidis abingdonii (Abingdon island giant tortoise) is the source of this 1506-nucleotide messenger RNA. The record is from RefSeq and is a predicted model, not a curated record. Lineage: Eukaryota; Metazoa; Chordata; Testudines; Testudinidae.
AUGGCCACCUCCAUUGUCUGGGUGACCACCGGGCAGGGCCUGGCAGCCAGCUCCUGCAGCGCUAUCUCCAUCACCCUGGUGGGAGCUCACGGGGAGAGCCCCAAGCACCGGCUGGAUCAUCAAGGAAAGGACUUUGCUCCCGGAGCUGUGGACGAAUACCAGGUGCCCAGCACACAAAGCCUGGGGCCGAUUGUGCUGAUCCAACUGCACAAGCAGCCCUAUUCCUUCUUCCCCACGGACAGCUGGCUCUGCAACUGUGUCCAGGUGAUGUCGCCCGAGGGGGACACCUACCGUUUCCCCUGCUACCAAUGGAUCGAGGGGUACUGCACCAUGGAGCUGCGAGAAGGGGCAACCAAAACCACGGCUGAGGACGCCCAGCACCUACAAGAGAAGCUGAAGGUGUGGCAGGAGGCCUAUCACUGGAAGGAAUAUGCCCCCGGCUGUCUGAGGUGCCUGGACUUGGCAAGCGUGGACGAGCUGGACUCCAAUGACAAGUACAGCCUGAUCAAGACCACCAUCUUCAUGCUGCGCACCAUUAAAAUGGAGCUGGAGCUGAAGCUGAAGGGUUUCUCCUUAUGCACGGGCUCCUGGGAGAAGCUGGAAGACAUCCGGAAGAUAUUCUGGUGUAACAAGAACUCCACUUCUGAGUACGUCUCCGAGCGCUGGCAGGAAGAUUCGUUCUUCGGGUACCAGUUCCUGAAUGGGGUCAACCCGGUGGUGAUGAGGAAAUGCACAUCACUCCCGGAGAACUUCCCCAUGACGGAGGAGAUGGUGGCCAGCUCCCUGGGGGAGGGCACCACCCUGCAGAACGAGCUGAAGAAAGGGAACAUCUUCCUGACAGAUUACAAGAUCCAGGAGGGGAUCCCCACCCCGCUGAAUGGGGAACAGGAGUACCUGGCCGCACCGCUCUGCCUGCUGCACCUGACACCUGGCGGGCAGGUCAUGCCCUUGGCCAUCCAGCUCAGCCAGCGCCCAGACCCUGGCAGCCCCAUCUUCCUGCCCAGCGACCCCGUGUGGGACUGGACCCUGGCCAAGAUCUGGUUGCGCCUGGCCAAAUUCCAUGCCCGUGAGCCCCACGUCCCUCUGCUCCUGAUCCCCCACACCCGCUACACACCGCACAUGAACACCCUGGCUAGGACCAACCUCAUCCAGCCGGGAGGGGGCUUCAACAAGGCCUCCUCGACGGGUCAAGAUGGGAUGCUGAAGCUGCUAGCCAAGGGCAUGGAGAAUGUGAGCUACGAGGUGCUCUGUCUGCCAGACAACCUGGAAGCUUGUGGUGUCAUCUCACUCCCCAAUUACUACUACUGGGAUGAUGGCAUGAGGCUCUGGACAGUGGUGGAGAACUUUGUCUCUGGCAUCAUUGAGCUGUACUACCAGAGCGACGCCACUGUCGAGAAGGACUCGGAGCUGCAGGCCUGGGUGGCAGAGAUCUUCACCGAUGGGUUUUAUGGGCAGGAAGUUGUCCGGUACCAUCCUCCAUUCCCUUGCUCACCCUUUCCAGCGUAG